This is a messenger RNA of Peromyscus maniculatus bairdii (prairie deer mouse), 6553 nucleotides long. The record is from RefSeq and is a predicted model, not a curated record. NCBI's taxonomy places the organism in Eukaryota, Metazoa, Chordata, Mammalia, Rodentia, Cricetidae.
CCCUGCCUUGGGGUCCUUAGUCCAGGGGCUGUGCUGGUCUGUGUGCCCAGUUGCAUUUCAAACCGUGGUUCCUCAGUUUCCCCCGCCAUGAAACGAGGCCAGUUUCCUCUUUGUGGAUUCUGGAUCUCUCUGCAACCGGGCGGGCCUGACCUUACUAAAGUUGGAAAGACGUGAGACAGAAGGGGCCCCGGGAAAGGCCGCAGUCCCCACCUCCCCGGCACUGACCAGUAUGGAGCCGUGCAAGAUGAACUCUGAUCUGGAGUGAUGGGGCUCGGGUUGGAUGUUACUUUUAUCGCAGAGCUCGUGCGUACCCCUGCCAUUGAGGAUUCGAUUUCUCAUUUCCUUUACACACGUGAAAAAAAUUGAGGUUCAGUAAGGAGUGGGCCGCUUAUCUUUCUUGCCUCGCUGUGUGAUCACAAUGGAGUAGGAGCCUGGAGUUUGGAAGUAGCGACUACCGUCCUGAGCAGAGAGAGCUUAGGGACCUUGGACUUCCCUUACAUAGGUUUCAGGGGAGUUCCUGCCAUGGCUCAGUUUUUCCUGUGGAGGUCCCAGGCAGCAAUGAUGGGAUUGCCGGGAUUCACAGACCCAGUGACUGAAAGCCUGUCAGACCUGAGAGGAGAGGUUCCCCCAGCUGUGAGCCUUUGCCUUUCCUGGUGUGACCAUGAGGGUGAGCCCCCCGAAGCAGGAAGAAGGAUGGGUCUUAGCCAGUGAAUGGAGGUGUGUAGGGGACCUGCACAGUUGGGGUGAGGCUCUGAAUCAGCUUGGCUCACCCUGGCUGGCGCUACCGUGGCAGGAGUUGAGGGUGAGGCACAAUUUGAGUGGGCAGCAGUGACGGGAGGAGAGAAGUCAUCUUGGGCAAAGGAUUUGAUUGCCACAGGGGCUGUAAGGAGGUCCCUAGGAAAUAGGCCCCAGAUUCUUGAGUUUGGGGUUGUGGUCCAAGGGGGGACAUGGACUUUUAUCCUGGGUGUUGGGUUCAAGUCCAGCUCAGACCACAAGUUGCCUGUAGGAUGUGCAUCUCAUGCUAGUUUAAUUUGGAUUCCUGCCUCUUUGGUGCUAUGGGCACAGUGGAAUCCAAAGGGGUAACUCUUCGUUGAAGGGGGGCUUUAGUCAUUGGCAAGAGGAUGAGAACCAAAAGCCAAAGCAAAAGUAAAAUACAUAUUAGUUCACAGGGUUGGCUAAUGCUGUGGAUAAAAUAUGGUGUGAUGAGGGUAUGGGAAAGUGGUCUGGGAUGAUGAUGUAGGCAGGACCAGCCAGGGAGGCCUUUUGGAGCUGGCCAUUUGGGAGUGCCGGGUAAAGCACAGUGUGGCGGGGGAGGGGCAGAAGGCGCCAAAGCCCUAGGAAGUGCUGCCUAGCAAGAGAGCAAAGAGCUUUGGGGUAGGAGUCAGCUGAACUGAGAUGCCCAGAGAGGGGCCACAUGGUGAGGACUUGGCUUUCUUUGGCUGUGGAUCAGCAGGGAACUCCUGGAGGGCCCCAAGUGGAGGAGGUCGUGAUGGCUGGCUGGUUUUCAUAGGUGGCUUAGUAAGCACCGGUCCAGGCAAGCAGUGAGUAGGCCUGGAGCCAGGUGUGAGAAGGAUGACUUCUUUGUGUCUUAGAGGUAAGACAGUAGAGCUCCGGAACUGAUCGGAUGUGAGGUGCAAAGGACAGACACUAGAUAAGAGAUCUAGUCUCUCUUCCAUAAGAUGAGCCUGAUGGUGUCUACUCGGGACCGUGGGGACUUGCCAUACUGCCAUGCUCUAGUGUCUCUGGAUACUAGCCUGCAAGCCUGAGGCCAGCUAAAGGAGGUCAGAUCCAGACGGCAUGGCAGUGCUUGUGGGGAAGGGAAUUCCCUGACCAACAGGGCUGGUUGGUGGCCCUGCUCUCUUGGAUGGGCUCCACCGUCACUGCCAAGUGGAAGCAGGGUGGAUGGAGUACUGUGUUCAGCCCAGACUGCGUAGUUAGGCCCCGCCACACAGCUAUGAAGAUGGCUGACCCCAUGUGGAUGACCUCUUUUAUUUACGUGUUUACUUUUGCAUCUCACUGUGUGGCCCAUGCUGUCUUCUAGCUCAGGAUCUUCCUGGCUCAGCUUUCCAAAUGCUGAGAUUAUAGCCGUGUGCUCCCAGGCCGUAUUUGACAUCUCCUGAGGGUGUUCAUGCCCCAGCCACACUUGGGCAUGAGUGGAAGCUGCUUGGUUGGUGGGCCGGUGGGAGGAAGCAUAUCAAAGGAAGGAAUAGGUAGUGAAGCUUAGUGUGUAGGGAAGGGCACUGGACCUGGCCUCACAAAGAGCAGAGAAGCAGGUAGGGAGCAUCAGCAUCAACACCAACAGUGCUCGGGACCCCAGACGCUAUCCCUACUUCUGAUGGCCCUGGGAUUCUUGUUCUCUGGCGCUCUCCAUGUUGGGAGGUGGACAGUCCCUUCGGGACCAAGUGGAAGCGGAAGUCCCAGGGUGUUUUGCCCAUGUAUCCCUCUCCUCCCUCACAGACCGUGGAGCAUGGCUUCCCCAACCAGCCCAGCGCCUUGGCCUUCGACCCCGAGCUUCGCAUCAUGGCCAUCGGCACCAGGUCUGGGGCUGUCAAAAUCUACGGUGCACCUGGAGUGGAGUUUACAGGUCUGCACCGCGAUGCAGCCACCGUCACCCAGAUGCAUUUCCUGCCUGGUCAGGGCCGCCUCCUGACCCUGCUAGAUGACAGCAGCCUGCAUCUGUGGGAGAUCAUCCAUCAUAAUGGCUGUGCCCACCUAGAGGAAGGGCUUAGCUUCCAGCCACCCAGCCGGCCCAGUUUUGACAACGCCAGUGCCCCUGCCAGCCUUACCCGUGUCACCGUGGUCCUGCUGGUAGCUGGCCACACAGCGGCCCUGGGGACUGAGAGUGGCAGCGUUUUUUUCCUGGAUGUCGCCACUCUGACCCUGCUUGAGGGGCAGACUAUCAGCCCAGAUGAGGUUCUGCGCAGUGUGCCAGAUGACUACCGGUGUGGGAAGGCCCUGGGCCCUGUGGAGUCACUCCAGGGACAUCUGCAAGACCCCACCAAAAUCCUCAUAGGCUACAGUCGGGGCUUAUUGGUCAUCUGGAGCCAGGCCACACGGUGUGUGGACCACAUUUUCCUGGGUAACCAGCUGGAGAGCCUGUGUUGGGGCCGUGGUGGCAGCACCGUUAUCAGCUCACACAGCGAUGGCAGCUAUGCCAUCUGGUCCACAGACACUGGCAGCCCCCCAGCGCUGCAGCCCACUGUAGUGACCACACCCUAUGGCCCCUUCCCCUGCAAGGCCAUCAACAAGAUUCUGUGGCGGAGCUGUGAGUCAGGAGACCACUUUAUCAUCUUCAGUGGUGGCAUGCCCCGAGCCAGCUAUGGUGACCGUCACUGUGUGAGUGUACUGCGAGCGGAGACGUUGGUGACCCUGGACUUCACCUCCCGUGUCAUUGACUUCUUCACAGUGCACAGCACGCAGCCAGGGGAUGAAUUCGACGACCCUCAGGCCCUAGCUGUGCUUCUGGAGGAGGAGCUGGUGGUGCUGGACCUGCAGACGCCAGGCUGGCCAGCUGUGCCUGCCCCUUACCUGGCCCCACUGCAUUCAUCCGCUAUCACCUGCUCUGCCCAUGUUGCCAACGUCCCCAGCAAGCUGUGGGCCCGCAUUGUAAGUGCCGGUGAGCGGCAGAGCCCACAGCCUGCCUCCAGUGCCUUGAGUUGGCCCAUUACUGGGGGCCGGAACUUGGCCCAGGAACCCUUGCAGCAUGGGCUGCUGCUGACCGGCCAUGAGGAUGGCACUGUGCGCUUCUGGGACGCCUCUGGUGUGGCGCUAAGGCCACUCUACAAACUGAGCACCGCUGGCCUCUUCCAGACGGACUGUGAACACGCUGACAGCCUGGCCCAGGCUGUGGAGGACGACUGGCCGCCCUUCCGCAAGGUGGGCUGUUUUGACCCCUACAGUGAUGACCCCCGCCUGGGAAUACAGAAGGUUGCACUUUGCAAGUACACAGCCCAGAUGGUGGUGGCUGGCACUGCAGGCCAGGUGCUUGUGCUGGAGCUCAGUGACGUGCCAGCCGAGCAGGCUGUCAGCGUGGCCAGUGUGGAUCUCCUUCAGGAUCGUGAGGGCUUCACAUGGAAGGGCCAUGAGCGGCUGAGCCCACACACAGGGCUGUUGACUUGGCCUGCGGGAUUCCAGCCCCGAAUGCUGGUGCAGUGCCUGCCACCAGCUGCUGUCACCGCUGUCACCCUUCAUGCCGAGUGGAGCCUUGUGGCCUUUGGUACCAGUCAUGGCUUUGGUCUUUUUGACUACCAGCGCAAGAGCCCGGUGCUGGCCAGGUGUACCCUCCACCCCAAUGACUCUUUGGCCAUGGAGGGGCCGCUCUCUCGGGUGAAAUCCCUCAAGAAGUCACUGCGGCAGUCAUUCCGGCGUAUCCGCAAGAGCCGUGUCUCAGGCAAAAAACGGCCUACUACUGCCAGUAGCAAGUUGCAGGAAGCCAACGCACAGCUGGCGGAGCAGCCCUGCCCCCACGACGUGGAGAUGACACCCGUGCAGCGCCGCAUCGAGCCGCGGUCUGCUGACGACUCCCUUUCCGGUGUCGUGCGCUGCCUCUACUUUGCCGACACAUUCCUUCGAGAUGCAACCCACCAUGGGCCCACCAUGUGGGCAGGGACCAACUCGGGCUCCGUAUUUGCCUACGCGCUAGAGGUUCCAGCAGCCGCAGCAGGUGGUGAAAAGCGGCCCGAGCAGGCAGUGGAGGCGGUGCUGGGCAAGGAGGUACAGCUCAUGCACCGGGCACCUGUCGUGGCCAUUGCUGUGUUGGACGGUCGUGGCCGUCCACUGCCUGAGCCCUAUGAGGCUUCCCGGGACCUGGCACAGGCCCCCGACAUGCAGGGUGGGCACGCUGUGCUCAUAGCAUCUGAGGAGCAGUUCAAGGUGUUCACACUGCCCAAGGUGAGCGCUAAGACCAAGUUCAAGCUGACGGCCCACGAAGGCUGUCGUGUGCGCAAGGUCGCCCUGGCCACGUUUGCCAGUGUGAUGUCUGAGGACUACGCUGAGACCUGCCUCGCCUGCCUCACCAACUUGGGUGACGUCCACGUCUUUUCUGUGCCUGGCCUGAGGCCUCAGGUGCACUACUCCUGUAUCCGGAAGGAGGACAUCAGUGGCAUCGCUUCCUGUGUCUUCACACGCCAUGGUCAGGGCUUCUACUUGAUCUCUCCGUCGGAAUUUGAGCGCUUCUCCCUGAGUGCUCGCAAUAUCACGGAGCCACUCUGCUCUCUGGAUAUCAGCUGGCCCCGAAACGCCCCCCAGCCCAGUCUUCAAGACUCACCCAAGCUGAGCCAGGCUAAUGGCACCCGAAACAUCGCCCUGGCCCCAGAGAGCUGUGAAGGAAGCCCUAACUCUGCCCACAGCAAGCGAGCCGACACCGCAGAGCCCCCCGAGACCACGCUCUCACCUGUGUCCGUUGACUCGGCAACGAGUGGGGAUACCACGCUGGACACCACAGGGGACGUCACAGCGGAAUAUGUGAAGGAUUUCCUGGGCUCUCCUGAGGACUCGGAGAAGAACCUUCGGAACCUGGAAGCAGACGAGGCCCGGGCCUACACCCUUCUGGUUAAAUGAGGUGCUGUGAGGCAGCCGAGCCUUACCACGCAGCAGCUGCUGUCCCUUGCCCCAGCUGGGACCCUGGCAGGCCUCUGUGAUGGUGUCACUCCUGGAAGCCUAGCUGCCUUCCCCCAGCUGUCAGAGGCCUAGGGGACCCACAGUCACGAUCAUCACAGUUCAGUGCUAGAAAGGGGAUGUCCUGUCAGCCUUGAGGUCCUGGGCAUUUAGAAGGCCACCUCUGACUGGGUGUAGGAACUGAGGCUCAUCUGUUUAGUGAGCCCAUUUCACAGGACAGUCACUGAGGCUGAUAGGUCCUGCCUGUUGAGCCAGCACAUGGAGCUUAUGUGCCUACCAUAUCCUGCUAUGGACCCAACCUAGCUGGAGCCUGGAGCUAUCUGGACCUUGGUAGCUAGUGCCUCUGCACCCACCCUACAUUGAGCAUAGAUACUACCCACACUCUUCUACUUGGUACCCUCCUAGAUCCCUCGCAAGCCCAUCUCAGGCCAUCACUGAAAGAGCCUGGGUUUGUUCCCCCCAGCCACCACCAUCUGCUUAUCGCAGCCCACUGUCUGCCUUGCCUAGCUCCUUAACUUUGAACCCACACCUGCUAACCUGUGGGAUCAUCGUACUGAUGCUGGGCCCUGAAGACGCCCCCAGUUUGAAGGGCAGUUGGAGGCGUGUGCUAGGAUCCUCUGUCUUGUACUCCAUAAUGUCUCUUCUUUCUCCUCAAGCAGAGUAUUUUUCUAACGCCUGGACUGCGCCGGCCAGUCAUUUCUAAAGCAGUUUUGGUACUUGCUCCUGACCUGUGUGUGUAUGCUCACGUGACUGGAAACUGCUAGGCACUGUAACUGGAGUCAGGCGGGUGUGUGCAUGUGUGUGGGGCGGUGAGGAUGGGCUUCCCUGUAGACUCCACCUUGGGCUUUUCUGUCUUUUUUUAAAAACUAGUUUUAAUAUUAAAAGUACUGAUUUUUUAAUAUUGAAAAUAAAAGCAUUUAAUAUCUUUUAAACUGCA